AAAAUGUUGGUGCCUGAAUUGUCCUUGAAUUCUGGAAUGAAUUACAUCCGAGGACUGUCAAAUAUGCCCUGCCAUGGGUUACAACCCAAGGCCAUUCCUUCGUCCAUGUAGUUCGGCAUGGAACCUUGACAUUACUGGGACAGUUUUGAACAAUAAUUUCAAGACCGAAAAGAAAUGUAACUUUGGCGUCCAUCAUACUAGACAUGUUGGUAAAAACAAGCUACAACAAUUUGUUUAUUGAACUCUGGUAGCGAUCAUUUUUCCAAAAGUCCAACUUCGAUCACCUCUUCGAUUGAGUGCCCUCUUUUAGCCAAUCCAAUGAGCUUCCAGUUACAUCAGGCACACUGUCAAAUCAAGCCACCAUGUGUGAAGGGAUUCCACUAAGUGUGCACAAAAGCUGUUAUACCAUUCCUCUGCAGCCAGAUGAUGGAAACAAACCGAUCCACAGUAGGUAGACACACAAUCCAACAAAUUGGGCCUUUAUACUGAAACACCGAAAGAGCUAGAGAAUUAGGGUUGGAACGUUAAAGACUAUACCAUCUGGUGUGAAGCAAAGAUUUACAAACAGGUUGCUGUCUAAACGAGCUAACAGUUACUUGUGAGAAACUGGAGCUUCGGCGCAGUGGAAACGCUUAUCACCAUCAGUGCCCUCUGUACAGUCAAUUUAACCAAGCUGACAUCAAUAGCUUACCACCAGGAAAGGGACAGGUAAUGGAGAAGUUUUUUAGGCCUGUUCACAGCUCCUCUGAACUGGCAGAGAUGAAUCUGCGGAAGCACCACCAUCAUCUCCGUCGCGACGACCCAGAGUCGCACAGGUUUACACUGUUUGAUGAUGCCGAAAGAAAUUCAGAGGAAAACCAAGAGCACCACUACCCAAGGCACGGUCACUACCGCCAUCAAGAUGACACCCAGCGUCGCCAACAAAUACAUAAAACUCGGCACAUUGAAGAGGAUGAAAUACUUGACAACAAGAACACUCCUGUAAGUCUGUCCAGAGCUUCCUCCUCCACCCUCUCCUCAUCCUCCUCUUCUGUCUCCUCGUCAUCCUGGUUCACGGAGGCAAGUGCAAACGAUCCUUUCUCUCUCCGCCACAUUGAGCGUCCACAGCAUUCCUUGUCCUGCUCCAACAUUGCAGAAGAACGCAGGGCUUUUCAAGAAGAUGACAGCACUGAGCCUAUUGUCUUUGCCACCGUUACGCAUGGCGGCAAUGGGAAUGGUGUCGGUGGUCCUGUGCACAGCAGCCCACAGCAGAGAGGGAGGGCUGUUUAUUCGUCUCUUGACCGAAAUCAUAGCAGAAGUGAGGAGGGCCUCCUGAAGGGGAAUGAAGGCCAUGAAGGCCGAAAACAAGGCAAGGCACCAUAUAGUGGGGCUCUGUACAAGACCUCUAGCUUGAACCGAAGUCUCACUUUCAGUGAUGAAGAUCUUCUGGUGGGAGAUUCUAGGGGCCCAAAGAGAGCAGUGUCAUCCAGCCAGCUUCCCGGCAAAGGAAUCCUGAAGAACAAGAAGCCUCACACCGACAUACGCAAAGCCAAAUCAUUGGAGGUGAUCUCUCCAAGAGUUCCCAAACAACAGAAUCCCAGGCCCAGUGGCCAGAAGGAGAAAGGGACUGCACAAGCUGAGAUGGAACAAGCGAGGGCACAUUUUGUCCAGGGAAAGUUGCAAUUCUCAGCUUUCCUGGAUGAGAUAACAAAACAGGUGAUAAGUCCGUCAUACCUCAAUAUACUCGGGGUGAACAAUAGCAAAGUUACCAACAAGACCAGUCCACCAGUUCAAACACUUGACCCCGUCAAACCCGAACUCCCACCUAAGAAGCACAGGAAAAGUUCUGGCGAGGAGAGGGAACACUAUCCUAAACAACAUAGCAGGCAGGAGAAAAAUGCUCGUCGCAUCUCACGAAAAGACUCAGACGGCUCCAAGCCGGACAAAUUGAUUUCAUAUGCGGCUAGAAACCAUCAGGGUAGCCCGCCGCCUCAUCACUAUGCAUACUCCUCCAGUCGAAAUGCUCACCAUGGAAAAAGCCAUAAAGACAAGAGGUUGUCACCCAUUGGGGGUUCCCUGACAGAGGACAGGUAUGGCAGAUAUGGUUCUCAACUAACCGACGGAACCAGCACAAGCCCUGAGCUGAACCAGCCCAAACUGCGGCACCACUACAAGCAGCAAAUCCAUGCCUUUUAUAGUACACACACCCAGAACUUCCUUCAGCCGCAGCCUCAGCACAUGCACAUGAGCACAAGCCAACGAGAGCCAAACACCUCACCACCAUCCUCAGACCACGGUGCAAGAAUGGGCCUCGGAUCACAGUCUUCAUUGGGUAAAUCAGACUCAACCAGGUCCGGAGAUACAUCCUCCACCACUACAAGUCAUGGCUCAGAGCAGAGCAGGCAAUACCAUUCCGAACAUUUGGGGAGCGCCAAACAAUGCAGAGACAGACUGUGUGACGCUGAGCAGCUUCAGGUGCUACAGGAGGAGAAUACUGAUCUUCAACAGCACUUGCUGCAGACAGUAGUCUGCAUUGAAAGCCUGGAAACGGAGCUGCAGAGGACCCGGGAUGAGCUCAGCAAUGUCAAAGACAAAUAUAAAAGCCUACUGGAGACACAUGCUGGAACCAGGCAGGCUCGUGAGCUGCUGGGGGAGCAUUUACACAUUGCGUCGGAAAGUAGAAGCAGUGAAAGAAAGUACCUUGUCAAUCGUGUGUCCCAGCUGAGCUCAGAGCUGGAGGACGCUCACAGGACCAUUGCUGCGCUGGAGAACAUCAAUCUGCCGUGCCUGAUAAAGGAUUUACUGGAGAAGCACUUCAACUCAGCUGAGGCUGUGCAGAAGAUUCAACUACCUGCUGCUAUUGGCAGCCACUCUGCCAUCUCUCCAUCUGCCCUCAAGCCACCUCAGCCUCCUAAAUCGGAAGAAACGGCACACGACUGGUGGACAGAAACGGAGACUGCUACAGCCUUUGUUCCCUUCAAACAGGAAGUGCCCAAAACAGUAGGUCAAAUCUCCCUCCAAGGCCCACUCGAGUCCAGCAACAGCCCUCCUUUUUCAGCGGAGGACAUCAGCACCGCCAUCUAUCAGAAAAUAAUAGCCAAUUACACUGCUAAACCACAAACUAAUCUUCAGCAGCCUUCCCUGGGUGAAAAAUGCACUGACGGCCCUCUUAAACCUCAGCAACUCCACCGUGCUGGCCGUUUAGGUGAAAAGGGAGAGGUCUUGGUGACGCUUUUGGAGCAGGAUGCUGCGGAUGUGACGGCCAUGUCUGCCCAGCAGAUCCUAGAUGAGUUCAUGCAGCAGCUGCACACCCGUGAGGGGGUGGGUGAAGUGAAGGGGCAUGAGUAGUAGGCAGUGGGAGUGGAGCAAAGUGGCAGAGUCACAGAGCAACAGUAAUACAGGAAGGUCAUUGCAGGAAACAACAGAGGUGUGCAUUUGUGUUUGCUUGAUUCACCUUGAAAAAGUCUGUGGGCUUUAUUGCAAGGUUGUUUGUAUUAUAUUGCAUGACUUUGACAACGUCUGAUUUAUGAGUUGUUAUAACUGAAUCGGACAAGGUUUGCCUCACAACCCAAUCAUCACACUGCACAGUGUGAUCCGCUUUCACUUCAAGCCACUUUUUACUAAGUCCAUAAUAUUACCAAAAAUGACAAAAAUAUGGAAUGGCAUUUGCAAAUAAUGGAUUGUGUAAAUUUUGAAAUGCAUAUUUAUUGAGCUACUCAGAAUAAGAAUAAUACCGGUAAUUAAAAUUAGUAAUAUUUAUCGUUAAGUGUAGUUAUUUCUUGUUAUUGUGGUGUAGAGUCUUGAUAAAUGACAGCGAUAGUUAGUGAAUUGGAAAUUUAAUAUUGAUUGCAUUUUUUUCCCUUUAUGUCAAGUAUCAAAAGGGCGGCCCGGUAGUCCAGUGGUUAGCACGUCGGCUUCACAGUGCAGAGGUACCGGGUUCGAUUCCAGCUCCGGCCUCCCUGUGUGGAGUUUGCAUGUUCUCCCCGGGCCUGCGUGGGUUUUCUCCGGGUGCUCCGGUUUCCUUCCACAUUCCAAAAACAUGCGUGGCAGGCUGAUUGGACGCUCUAAAUUGUCCCUAGGUGUGAGUGUGAGUGCGAAUGCUUGUUCGUUUCUGUGUGCCCUGCGAUUGUCUGGCAACCGAUUCAGGGUGUCACCCGCCUAGUGCCCGAAGACAGCUGGGAUGGGCUCCAGCACCCCCCGCGACCCUAGUGAGGAUCAAGUGGCUCGGAAGAUGAAUGAAUGAAUGAAUGAAUGAAUGAAAGUAUCAAGAGUUGUUAGGAAAAAUGGAGAAAAUGUUUUUGAAAAGAGAUCACUUUUUGUGACAUUUAUUCAAACUGUCGGUAUGAUCCGACUGUACUACGUGACUAAAACGAUCUGUGCGCUGAUCUGGUACCUUGAACUUUAGAAGCUUGGCUAAAAUGGGCAGAAU
Messenger RNA from Hippocampus zosterae (dwarf seahorse), 4408 nucleotides. RefSeq lists its product as uncharacterized. The record is from RefSeq and is a predicted model, not a curated record. The coding region runs from base 712 to 3327 and encodes 871 amino acids. The transcript has 7 exons. Lineage: Eukaryota; Metazoa; Chordata; Actinopteri; Syngnathiformes; Syngnathidae.